AUGUCUGAGUUCGAAUAUAACAAUUUACUGUUCCAAAUAAGCCAAAGACUCGACAACAUAAAUGCUGGCAAGCAAUUACUUGUUAUAUGCAGAGGAAAGUUGGCGGCUCGUAACGAAGAAAGUAUCCCUACCUUCUCGUUGUUUGAAGAAUUAGAAGAGAAAGGAUUUCUGAGUUUCGAUCGUCUAACGGUAUUGAAGGCCAUUUUAGAAGGCGUCGAGGAAUGGGCUCUUCUUGAAAAGGUUGAAAAGUUUGCGUGCAAAAGAAAGGAAUACAACAACUUGCUUGAGCAGAUUAUACGAGUCCUCGACGAGCUUAAUGAUCUGGAACGACUCAUCUCGAUUUGCAGAGGAAAUAUAACAGAAGAUAGAAGAGGAAGCAUCUACGAUGUUAGGUCAUUGUUCAAGGAGUUAGAAAGCAACGACUGUCUUGGAAUCGACUCCUUCGAAAUCGUGAAGGAGAUUUUGACCCAGACGGAAAAAACCGAUCUGCUUAAGGAAGUGGAAGAGUUUGAGCAACGACAAAGUCGUGAAAAUAAAUUUGAAAGGCGAAAAGGUAUUUCUCUAUACCCGUUAUGUUGCAAAUUUAAUUUCUUCCCCAUCGUAACAUUCACGUUUGUAUAAGAAUUUAAGGAUAGCCGUGUCUGCACAAAGCUGAUCGCCGUUUAACAUUGUCUAACUCUGAAUGUACGUUUGAUUUCAGCAAAAGCAGCUGCCAUAGCAUCGUCAGCUAUCGACAAACUUGCGGGAGGUAAGAUAUUUUAAAAAUUUAGUUUCGCUCCAUAUAUACUUUUCCCCGCUCUUAGACAGUCUNAGUUUCGAUCGUCUAACGGUAUUGAAGGCCAUUUUAGAAGGCGUCGAGGAAUGGGCUCUUCUUGAAAAGGUUGAAAAGUUUGCGUGCAAAAGAAAGGAAUACAACAACUUGCUUGAGCAGAUUAUACGAGUCCUCGACGAGCUUAAUGAUCUGGAACGACUCAUCUCGAUUUGCAGAGGAAAUAUAACAGAAGAUAGAAGAGGAAGCAUCUACGAUGUUAGGUCAUUGUUCAAGGAGUUAGAAAGCAACGACUGUCUUGGAAUCGACUCCUUCGAAAUCGUGAAGGAGAUUUUGACCCAGACGGAAAAAACCGAUCUGCUUAAGGAAGUGGAAGAGUUUGAGCAACGACAAAGUCGUGAAAAUAAAUUUGAAAGGCGAAAAGGUAUUUCUCUAUACCCGUUAUGUUGCAAAUUUAAUUUCUUCCCCAUCGUAACAUUCACGUUUGUAUAAGAAUUUAAGGAUAGCCGUGUCUGCACAAAGCUGAUCGCCGUUUAACAUUGUCUAACUCUGAAUGUACGUUUGAUUUCAGCAAAAGCAGCUGCCAUAGCAUCGUCAGCUAUCGACAAACUUGCGGGAGGUAAGAUAUUUUAAAAAUUUAGUUUCGCUCCAUAUAUACUUUUCCCCGCUCUUAGACAGUCUCUACCAACUUGGGGUUACUGGACAUCCUUUCAAUAAAGGCAUGCAAAACCUACAACAAGGUUUCACUCUCAAACGAUUUCCUAAGGGUUACUAGUAUAAGCAAUUAUAAGAUCCGAUUUAUAAGGCGGACUGAUCGAGUGGUCAAGAGAUCCGAGAGGUUGCUGUAACCUUGUUUUGCAGGUCUAAGUCAGAGAAGCAAAGUAUGUGCGUUCGACUGUACUACUGCAAGUGAGCUAGGCUAAAAGUGUGUUUAUAUAGCUAACACUGUCAUUGGACAUCUCUAAUAUUGAAAUCGUUCUAACACUACGCGCCACCUUUUUUGCUCAGUCUAAACGACGUACUAUUGCUUAAAAUUCCACCUUUAAAUCUCUCCUAUCAGUUAUUACACAAGGCAAUUACUUAAAAGAGAAAAGAAUCAUGUAAAAUAGAUUUAGAGAAAGAGUAUUGUUUUGUAUUGUAACACCCUCGAAAUUAGAUUAUCAUACCUGAUCAUUUCUCUCUCUCUUCUCCUCUAUGGGUAUUCCAAUAAAAAUAGAUUGAAUUAAUUGCAAGAUUGUCAGCACGUGGUGGCCCUUACUAUUCUCCUCUCCCCAGCUUCCCUGUGACGUAAAAAGAACUAUAGGAGGUCUCGGUGGAAGAGAGAUCGAGUGGUAACGGACCAAUUUCAUUAUAGUAAAAUUCAUACUUAUUCAUUGAUGAGCCAAGAAUGAAUUUAAUGUAUCGAAAUUGUUCUAUCGGAUAAUACGGUUGCCGUUCAACUUACGGUAUAACUAAAAAACACGGCGUGCCAUGACGUGAGAAUUGUUAAAGAGAGCUACCUCCUAACCUGAUCCUGAGAGAGCCGGCGACCACCCGCUAUCGAAGGGUACAAUUCCUAGUUAUGCCAGACGCUCGGGCAUACAAUUCUUGACACACUUAUUGCGUUAUUAAAAGGACUUUAGUAACAAAUUUAGUUGCACUUUCAAAGGUUAAUAAAAUAAACAAGCUAAAUGCAACCUCCCCCACCUCCCCCUCCAUGCCCUAUGUAAUGCAAUCCUGUACCUCCUUCCAGAUGGUUUGUGAGCGGCAAACGUUAGGCCCCGUUUAAAUGGAAAAAAGUUGUUCCGGGUAGAAGGGUCAUUCGCCUACCCGAGCUACCCUAGCAAAGCCAACUUUUCAUACAUUUCCUACGAAACGUGGCUAACAGUUUAUGUUAAAAACAAAAUCUUGGCUCGGCUAGGUGGGUGACCCGCGGGACAGACUUUCUCAAAGUAAACGGGGCCUAAAAUGUCAAGCAAGGAGGGGAACAAUUUGUUCUGUUUUGAAUGAAAGGUGUCGAAAAUGUUGUUUAGAUGAUAAAAAUAUUACAGCCUCACACAUCUAAACUCCCUCCCAUCUUGUCUUCCCCAGAAACCCCCCGCUUACUAUCCAAAACCCUGUAAGAGUUUUUUGUCAAUUUGUUCUUUAUAUUUUAGUUCUGAACAUAAAAACAGUGUUUAAAGUCGUGGCAGGAUACUUCAUGAUUGCUUCAAGCUUUGACUUGUUGAUUCGUAACUCUUCGUAUGAUCAGCUCAUCACCGCCGUUAAUACCUGUGUGCUACCUGCUGGUGCUAAUCUGAUUCAAAUGACCGAGGGGUGUGUGUGUCUAAAAGUCCAGGUAGAAAGUCUUCCAGCUCUUGAAACACUGUGGUGUUUAUACAAGGAUGGGACACUAAAAGCAAGCUUACAAGCCUUGUUGGUCACAGAUGAAAUAAAAGAACUUGCUAAUGGAGAACAUGUCGAAGUGGUGGUAACCAUUGACGAACAAGAGUACGAGAAAGUCCGCAACAAGUUGGCUAAUGAAUCACAAGGUAAAUACACACUUACGACGUAAGCAUGAAAGCGAGGCCUAAGAGCCACAUCGCAAUUAAAGAAAUCACAAAUCGUUUUUGUUUUCGCGGCCCAAUUAACUCUUUUUAAGGUUUGUAGGAAAUCUGAUGGCCCUUAGGCCUCGUUUUCAUGCUUACGUCGUAAGUGUGUAUACUGGUGGUGUCAUUCCCAGUAAACUAGAAAAAACAACCAUUAAACCAUUCUGUAUUUUAGCAUAUACAGAAUGGUACCGAAUUAGUAUGCAGGAAGACACUGACUAGGCACUUAAUUAGUAUAGAGGAAGACAGUAAUUAGUAUGCAGGAAGACUCUCAUUAGUAUGGAGGAAGACAGUUAUGCGUAUUAAUAAAGGGAAGACAGGGGAAGACACCAACGGGGCUUAAUUUCUAACAUAGUAGAGUACUUACUUACUAUGGAAGUUAUUUAUUCUGUGCGUCAGUUUAAAUUUCUCAUUUUUAAACUUCACGAUGGGAUUUCAUUCAUUGCUCCAUAUUUUCAUGUUUUUUUUUUCUUUCAUCGCCAUGCACCUUCCCUUUGGCUGUCUUGAACUUUUUUACCCCCGCUACAUUUCACUUUGCUUUCCGCCAUGUUUGUUUCGCGUCCCUCCAAACGUCCCCAGCGGCGAGGAGCGAGGAGAAACGGCUGUUUUCGCAGUUUCAAUUCACCCAAUAUUUGCUUCAAGUUGCGCUUCGUUGAUACGGCUGCUGUACCUAGGUUUACCUUUGCCCACUGAAAAAAUAUUGUUGAAAGAUAAAACGGCGAACUAAACCGGCGAACCGUGAAGCUGGCAAAAAGACCACUAAAACAAGCAAGAACAUUUACUGCUAAAAGCAAGCACUCUUAAAAUUUUAGGCGCAAAUUCCCUUUUCGUUGUCACUUUAUUUGGGUAUCUUUUUGUCUAUCCUUCUUUUUCCUUAACGUUCAUUUACAUUCAUUUGCACUAACAUUUAGUUUAAUUUUAUCGUAUGUAAGGUCCUGUUGUGCAGAGGGAGGAGUGGCAAGAGAAAGUUGCUUACAUUCAGAGUUAUUUAGCACAAACCAAGGAUAUCGAUACACAAAGCUUCACAACAGAAACAAGCGACAGUGGAAUAUCGAGAUCACAAGAAGCUCCAUCUGAACUUCAUGAAGGAACUGAAGAACUCAGCGGUAAUAAGACUGACUAUCGACUAUAGGAUAAACUUCAUAGUUUGUUCAUUUAAGGGUGGCAACGGUCUGAACCGUCAAACGGUUUUAAGUAACGUUUAAUCUUCAACCUUCAAAAAUCCGUACUUUGUAGUGUGAACCAACGAAAGAUCAAAGUAAUUGCUUUUAGACGAAAGCACACAAGUCUGAGUCUGAGAUUUCCAGUGUCCAAAUCUAAUUUUUAAGGACCUCUUUAGAAAAGCAUUGACUCGGUGAUUUCUAUUUUUAUUUCAUCUGCUCAAAGGCGUUUAUUAACGACAGGGACAGGGCCUUAGAAAGACUCCACCUUAUUUUUCAGUUGUUAAAUUAAGUCGUUAAAUUCAAUUGACUGAAACGUUGACGUUUCGAGAGCUAGUCCUCUGUGAGAGCGAGUUGGGUAUUGAUUUGUAAAAAUCUCCGGGGCCACCUGGGGUUAAAAAUUUACUGUGUUAAAUGUAUUGUUUCCUCUUUGGCAGUAGCUUCACUGGAAAAAUCACUAAAUUAUAUUUUUGUAGUUCUAAAUUUUUCUAUCUGAUUUUUUUUCGUAUAGAUUCUACUUCCAAUCUUUGCUUAAAAGAUCUAAGUAAAGCGGUGACAGCAGAAAUAACAUUCAGACUCCAAAUUGACCACACUGCAUUGGAGCAGUUUUGUCGGUUGGUUGGGCUUGAUCGUACAAAAUUGUAUUCCAGCAGAGAGAGACGGCAAGAAAUUAUCGAAUUGUUCCCAGACACACCAGUCACGCUGUUAAGAGACGUUUUCAAGAAGUUGGAGUUAUACGAUCUCGUAGAGUUGCUGGAGAAAGUAAGACCAAGCAAACUCCGUGUCCUUCCUGCUAAAGAAAUGGACAAGUUACUAAAUGCCAAUAAACGCCCAACAAAGUUCUUUAGCAAAGCAGAGGUUUUGGUUAUGGAGUACUUUAACAUAGCAGCUGAAGACAAAACGUACGUUGAAAGAAUUGAAUCUUUUUUCAAAGAUCUAAAUUCAAAGAGCCAAGUAACUAAAAUAUCCGCAGAGGCUACUUUCAAAAAAUGUUAUGAAGACCAAGUACAGUUGUCGAAAAAGAUAGGACUGGAAUUCGCCAAUAUCCAAAAAGCAGGGGAAGAAGAAACGAUGUUGAAAGAGUUGCUGAGAGAAAAGGUUCCAGAUAGUCGGUUAACAAGAGGAAGAAAUAAAACUCCCACUACUGACUCAAAUCAUGAGCAGCAACUGCUGAGCACAUUUAAAACGUACGAAGAGGAACCAGCAAUGAAAAAAAGGCUACACGAGUUGGUAGCGGAAAGAGAGCAGAGAAAACUAAAAAGAGAGAAGCUGGAGAACGAUUUCAAGCGGAAGCAGGAAGAACUUCAAGAAGAACUAGAAAGAGAGAAAAAGAAAUUCCAAAUGACGUUUUCAACUGUUGUGGACAAAUGGAUUCGCGAAACGAAUGAUGAAGGUUUGUUUUGAUAAUUUUGACUUGCAAGUUUCUUGCGAUUCUUUAUCUAUUGUCCAGGUGAUGGAUCGUUUUAUGAAAAAACGAGCGGCUCUACUUUAUGUCCGAUGAAAGCUACCGCCUUGUCAUAUAUGACCUCUGCCGCCUGCAGCCUUGUCAUUAAGAGUCUGAAUAGCCGGAAAAUGGGGGUUCGCACAAUCCACGGAUUAGCCCAAAUGGUUUGAUUGAACAUGUACAAAACGCACCUUGAUACCAUGAGCAAUACCUGGUAGUUAAGGGGGAGCAAGGGAUGACAGUAUUGGUGAGAGCACUCGCCUCCCCUAGACCAGUGUGGCUCUGGUUCAAAUCCAGGCGUCAACAACAUAUAUGGUUGGAGCUUUGUUGGCUCUUCAGUUUCCUUUGCUCUGGGAGGUUUUUCUCUGGGUACUCCGAUUAGCCCUCCCCUCAAAAACCAACAUUUCCAAAUUCCAGUUCGACCAGGUAUGGUAGACGAAGAAUCGCUAUGUGGUUGUGCCACCUCUCUCUAAAUCGUUAUUGUGGUGUAGGUCAGUUUUAGUAAGGGGAUCGAAGGUUUUUAUCUAGGUUCCUUCAGGCUUCGGCGGAUCACACCUCCUUGAUGCACUGGAUUCGUUGCUCAUAUCAACAGCUUCAUCCAAAAAAUGUUAAAUUUCAGUCAAUAUUAAAGCCUCUUGGAUUUUGUUUCAGGUGAGACUGUUGAACCAUAGUAGUACAUGAAACUGGUUAUAAAAGGCGGCAAAGAUAAAAACAACGGUGCUGCAGUUUGUGUAGGUAGCUCCCUGACCGUGCAAAAUCGUUUGCGUUUUGCUCACAAAUUGUGACGGAAUUAAUUAGUGUGACGUUUUUAGUGGUCUGUAAGGUCAAGAUGACACGAAUGCUAUAAAAUGUUGUGCACCUUAAAGUCCCGAUAAAACAUCAUUACAAAAGAGUCUAAGGGCCGGCUUAAGAACUCUACUCGUCAAGGAGCUGGACUCCAAAAAAUGCUGUUUUGCGCUACCCACCCAACCGAAAAGGUCUGACAUCAGAUUUGUAAAGAAGACAAACCGCUCUUUCAAGUUAGGUACUAUCUAGUUCCAAAGUAUGGUACCUCUAACUAGAUACGGAGAGGGGGUGAUAAAAAAGAGGCUCAGUCAGUAUUUGCUUUAGAACUUUAACGUUAGGCAUUAAAAUACUUCUAAAACUACCUAAAAGUCAUAAGCAAGUCUAUAUCUACAAUUUGAGUGGUAACAUGGUUGCAAAUUUUGUCACGUGACUCCACACGUGACCUUUUUGUGUAAAAAAACCCAACCUAUUUCCCAAUUCUGGUCCAUAACGGAGCAUUUACGACUAAAAUAAUAUUUAAAGUCGUGUAACAUAAUGUAAAAUAAAGAUUUUGUCGAAUUAAGCCGAGAAAUUGACUUUGGAAAGAGAAACAAAGGCCAAAUAUUAUUUCAGUCGUAAAUGCACCGACAACAGGAAUUUAAAUGGGCCAGAAUUAGGAAAAUAGGUUGUUUUUUUUACACAAAUGGGUCACAUGUGAGGUCACGUGACAUAAUUUGCAACCAUGUUACCAGGACUUGCUUAUGACUUUUAGGUAGUUUUAGAAGUAUUUUAAUGCCGAGCAUCAUAUUUCAGGAAAACUCACCCUCUUUCUGGUUAGUGGUACCACAUUUCGGAACUAUAUAGUAUUUCCAAGUAUUAAGCUUCGAGCCAAAAGCACUGCAAACAUAUUUAUUAGUCUUUAAACGGCAUUCAGGGAAAUGGGCUAAUAAUGCGGUUAUUAAUUGGAAACUGAACGAAGAAAAACGCAUGAUUCGAUUUUUCUUUUUUUCCAGAUAGGGAAUCGACCCUUUUUGUUGUGAUUCAGCUGACUGAUAGAAACAGUCUCUUUAUUGCUGAUGAAUUUAUAAGGACCACACAGGAAUUUUGGGCAGAAAAAUUGGGUCUCAUUUCGAACACGAAGCUUGUGAUAACCGAUAUCUGGUGCCUGAGAGACUUUUACGAACAAAAAACGUCUCAGGAAACUCUUCGAGUGCUGAUCAAUGAGAGAGGGGCUCUAGCUACGAUGUUAGAGGUAUUAAACAAACGUUGGCAGACAUUAGAUCUCAUUUCAGUGUUUCGGGAAAUUAAGAGGACCUUG
This is a messenger RNA of Porites evermanni, 8023 nucleotides long. The record is from the annotation of a GenBank genome assembly. Lineage: Eukaryota; Metazoa; Cnidaria; Anthozoa; Scleractinia; Poritidae.